CAAGCUGCAUUUCGAAAACGGCCAGUUGGGCUGAUCGUGAAAGCUCGACUUUUCCGAUUGCGUCGCCAACCAUCGACGUUCACGUUCCCACGUGCUCACGUUCAACACUCAGAGAUUUGGCCAAGAUGACCAUCGACACACAUAUCACCGAUCCCUCCCUCGCUGCCGUCCUCGAAACGUCCAGAGCAGCACGAGAGCAAGCCCAAGAGCUUGUUGAUCUCGUUGCCCGAGUUAUCGACGAUGCCACCAAUGGCGCCGCUCGCUCCGAAACGCUGAUUGAGGUAUCGAAGCAGCAGAAGCUUCUGAAUACCAAUCUCGCCCACCUACGCGGACUUCACCGCGCAGCACACUUUCGGGCCCGCGAGACCAAGAGUCAGACGGCUGAGGCACGACACGAGGUGGAUGUGCUGCAUUUGCAGCUACAGAACCUGUACUACGAGCAGAGACAUCUAGAGGGCGAGAUAUCGGCGUGCGAGUCUUUCGAUCACACAUAUCAGCUUCUGCCGCUGAUUCCGGUCGAGGAGUUCCUUGAACAACACCCCGAACAUGCCCAGGAUGACGAGAAUUCGUUGAUGGUGGCAAGGAUCAACCACGAGCGGAAGGAGCGCGAGGCCUUGGAGCAGCAGCGGCUCGAGCUGCAGAAGCGAAAGCAGAAGCUCAUUGCCGAGAACAAGAAGCGAAGGGAUGACUUGGCAAAUCUGGACAAAGAUCUGGAGAAGUUUAUCGACGCCGCAAAACCUAUCCAGAAGAUAUUCGAGAAGGUGGUCUGAGAAAUGCCAGCUGUGGCCCUUCCAGGGUCACUUCUUCACCCUGCUUGGGGUUUCCGGCUUGCACAAAUGCCGACGAUGGCUAU
Molecule: messenger RNA, 853 nt
Organism: Canariomyces notabilis
Lineage: Eukaryota; Fungi; Ascomycota; Sordariomycetes; Sordariales; Chaetomiaceae
Exons: 3
Coding region: 126-770 (214 amino acids)
Biological process (GO): positive regulation of DNA-templated transcription, elongation; mRNA export from nucleus
Cellular component (GO): THO complex part of transcription export complex
Molecular function (GO): mRNA binding
Source: RefSeq, a predicted model, not a curated record